AUGUCCGCCGCCGAGACUGCUCCCGCCCCGACCUCGGUCGCUUCGCCUUCGUCGGCCAACCCGGCCAAGGACGCCUUUGAGCACAGCGAGGCGCUCCAGCGCAUCGCCGCCGUCCCCCUCGUGUCGGACUCGCUCUCGUUUGCCCAGUCGGCCAUCAACGCCCACCCGCUCCUCGCCCACACCUACCAGUUUGGCCAGGGCGCCUUUAACUCGUCGCUCAAGGCCGCCUCGCCCAUCACGAGCCGCCUGCACCCGCAGCUGGCCUACGUCGACUCGCUCGCCGUCAAGUCGCUCGACUUUGCCGAGAGCAGGUGGAGCUACCCCUUCCACGCCAACGCCAACGAGCUCAUCGAGGCCGCCAAGACGCCCGCCGACCAGGCCCGCAACCUGGUCCAGGCCUACGCCGCCGCCAUCCAGCAGGCGUACGGCGAGCGCGUCUACACGCCCGCCAAGGCCGCCUACGACGCCCACGUCGUGCCCGCCUACGAGGGCGCCCACACCAAGUUUGACGAGAUCAAGAGCCAGAACGCCUACCUCCAGCGCGCCACCGACGUCGUCCGCGACCUCCAGGCCAACCUGGCCAAGACCGUCGAGAGCAUCUCGUCGCGCGGCAAGCAGGAGGGCGACCAGGCGACGCAGAAGGCCCAGGGCAUCUCCAACGCCCUCUUUGCCGAGCUCGACCGCGUCCGCGCCUUUGCCUCGAAUCUGCCCGACGAGGGCCGCAAGCGCGUCGGCCCCGUCCUCGAGACCUUCACCGAGACCUACGAGCGCCUGAGCAAGGAGGCCCGCAACCCGGACGUGCCCGCCACGACGCGCUUCGUCAACGUCCUCAAGUUUGUCCGUGAGCAGUCGCUGCCCGCGCUGCAGAAGGCCAUCCUCCACCCCUCGUCGGCCGCCAACGGCACCUCGACAACGGCGACGACCGAGAAGCCCGCCACUAACGGCUCCGACUAA
This is a messenger RNA of Pseudozyma flocculosa PF-1, 954 nucleotides long. RefSeq lists its product as uncharacterized. Bases 1 to 954 code for a protein of 317 amino acids. The record is from RefSeq and is a predicted model, not a curated record. Lineage: Eukaryota; Fungi; Basidiomycota; Ustilaginomycetes; Ustilaginales; Ustilaginaceae. The transcript is spliced from 2 exons.